GGAGCAGGAGAGUUGUUUUUCAGACCAACUUCCUUCUGUUCUUAAAAUUAAUUCCAGCCCUGGGAGUCAAUAAAUGAAGUUUGUUUGCAAUCUAUUCCACAAAAUAUCCAGUUAAAUAUCUGAGGAUAUUUCGGGGAUUGGACUUGGGUGGCAGGAGUAACCACCAAGACUAGGGAAACGUCAAGGGAACUACCCAGGUUGAGUCGCUGGGAUAUAGGCGGGGAAGGCGAGUCCUGGCAGAAGGCCCGGGAAGCCGUCGUUUCUCCAUACCCACCAGGGACGCCUAAGUCAUCAGGACAAUGCCUGGCACAGGGCACAUUCAAGGUCCUGCAGGAUGCUUCCUGUUACACCCCUCCUCCCACCAACAUCCCUCAUUGCAAAAUUUCCCAGAAGGGUGGUGGAUGGAGUGGUUGGGUGGAAGAUUGGUGGGGUGUGACCAGGGUUCACAGAGGAGGAAACAGAGUGACAUUCCAGGGUUACACAAUCUCUCAGAGACCCGCAACGGGUGUGUGGAGCCUUGACGCCAGGGAGUGCCGCUGUGUAUAGCAAAGAGGCCCGCGAAGCCAAAGCCCUUCCCAGAUCCCGCCGGGGACCCCAAGGCUCUGAGGACCCACCUAUCAACCAUGGUGCGCGCGCCCGGCCCGCUGCUGCUGCCGCUGCUGCUGCCGCUGCUGCACGUCUCUGCGACCACACCAGACCCCUGCGAGAUAGACGAUGACGAUUUCCGCUGCGUGUGCAACUUCACGGAUCCACAGCCCAACUGGUCCAGCGCCUUCCAGUGUAUGAGUGCUGUGGAGGUGGAGAUUCGUGGCGGUGGCCGCAGCCUGCAACAGUUUAUAAAGAUCGUCGACACAGAGCCUAAGCAAUAUGUUGACUUGAUCAAGACUCUGCGCUGGCGGCGGCUUACGGUGGGAGCUGCACAGGUUCCUGUUCGGCUUCUGUUCGCCGUCCUGCGUGCCCUCGGCUACUCCCGCCUCGAGGAACUGACGCUGGAGGACUUGGAAGUAACCGGCACCACGCCGCCGCCUCCUCUGGAAACCACUGGGCCUGCGCUUGUCACCCUCAGUCUUCGUAACUUGUCGUGGGCAAUAGAAGGUACUUGGCUUGCCGAGCUGCAGCAGUGGCUCAAGCCAGGCCUCAAAGUACUGAACAUUGCGCAAGCACACUCGCUCGCCUUUUCCUGCGCAGAGCUCCACGCCUUCCCCGCACUCACCACCUUAGACCUGUCUGACAAUCCGGGACUGGGCGACAGCGGACUGACUGCAGCUCUCUGUCCGCACAAGUUUCCGGCCCUCCAGGAGCUAGUGCUACGCAACGCGGGGAUAGAGACGACCAACGGCGUGUGCGUGGCGCUGGCGGCGGCAGGUGUGCAACCCCACCGCCUAGACCUCAGCCACAACUCGCUGCGCGCCACUGCCCCGGACGCUCCCGGGUGCGUCUGGCCCAGCGCACUGAGCUCUCUCAACCUGUCGUUCGCUGGCCUGGAGCAAGUGCCUAAAGGACUGCCGGCCAGCCUCAGUGUGCUUGAUCUCAGCUGCAAUAGGCUGAAAAGGGCGCCGCGGCCAGAUGAGCUGCCCAAAGUGAGUAGCCUGACAUUGGACGGGAAUCCCUUUCUGGACUCUGGAGCUCCUAACCACCAAGAAAACCCGAAUAACUCCGGUUUGGUCCCAGCCUGUGCGCGUUCGAUCCUGGCCGUGGGGAUGACAGGAACUCUGGCGCUGCUUCAAGGGGCCGGGAACUUCGCCUAAGGCCCAGGAGAGAAGAAUCAAUUGGUUCAGGUUGCCCUUGCUGGGG
This is a messenger RNA of Hipposideros armiger (great roundleaf bat), 1794 nucleotides long. It is a transcript of the gene CD14, whose product is annotated as CD14 molecule. Bases 624 to 1748 code for a protein of 374 amino acids. Gene Ontology annotation, cellular component: external side of plasma membrane; lipopolysaccharide receptor complex; membrane raft. The transcript is spliced from 2 exons. Gene Ontology annotation, biological process: toll-like receptor 4 signaling pathway; positive regulation of cytokine production; cellular response to lipopolysaccharide. The record is from RefSeq and is a predicted model, not a curated record. Lineage: Eukaryota; Metazoa; Chordata; Mammalia; Chiroptera; Hipposideridae. Gene Ontology annotation, molecular function: lipopolysaccharide binding; protein binding.